GUCCCUUUGCGGGAUCCGUCAGUUGCUCAGGAAAGCGCCGCCUGUGUGAGAACGAAGCUUGCAGCUGAUGUAGCCUACUACUAUAGCAAAGAUGGAGAGUGACACCACUAUCAGGAGACUAAAGGGACUCGGGACGCCCAAUAGUGUAUCGCAAGUAAAUAACGUUUCGCGGAGUUCACACGGGGGUAACGGUUACAACAGCGACCCGAAGAAGAAGCCCGAAGUGAAUCUGUUCUUGCUACGAGAAGGAGUCGGAGCUUCCUUAGUGUUUGUGUUUAUUUUGGUGCUAUGGGUACUCGUGCAUUUGUCACUACAGCAGCUCAUCAUUGGGAAGUCGUCUGGUGAAUUCAACGCAGUAAGGGCCAGGCGGCACCUGGAAAGCAUCACCAGCGUGGGCCCGCGGCCGGUGGGAAGCCCGGAGAACGAGGUGCUGACGGUGGCCUACCUGCUGGAGCAGAUCAAGCACAUCCAGGCGGAGGUGGCGGCGGCGGGGAACCCCCACCGCCUCAGCGUGGACGUGCAGCGGCCCACCGGCUCCUUCUCCAUCGACUUCCUCGGGGGCUUCACCAGCUUCUACGACCGCGUCACCAACGUGGCCGUCAAGCUGGAGCCCGAGGCCGGGGCGUCGCAUCUCAUGCUGGCCAACUGCCACUUCGACACGGUGGCCAACAGUCCAGGGGCCAGCGACGACGCUGUGAGUUGUGCGGUCAUGCUGGAGGUGCUCCACUCCCUGGCCAACCUGUCCACUCCCCUACGCCACGGGGUGGUGUUCCUCUUCAACGGGGCAGAGGAGAACGUGCUGCAGGCCAGCCAUGGCUUCAUCACCCAGCAUCCCUGGGCCAAGCAGGUACGCGCCUUCAUCAACCUGGAGGCUGCAGGAGUCGGUGGCAAGGAGGUUGUCUUCCAGACAGGUCCGGAGAAUCCCUGGCUGGUGCAGGCCUACGUGCACGCGGCCAUGCACCCCUUUGCCUCGGUGGUGGGCCAGGAGGUCUUCCAGAGUGGCAUCAUCCCCUCGGACACAGACUUCCGCAUCUACAGGGACUUUGGCAACAUCCCAGGCAUAGACCUGGCCUUCAUCGAGAACGGCUUCAUCUACCACACCAAUUACGACACCGCAGACAGGAUCCUGACCGACUCCAUACAGAGAGCUGGCGACAACAUUCUGGCGGUGCUGAAGCACCUGGUGAUGUCGGAGGAGCUGGGCGACUCCUCGCAGUAUCGCCACGGCAACAUGGUGUUCUUCGACCUGCUCGGCAUGGUGGUGGUCGCCUACCCUGCCCGCGUCGGCACCAUCCUCAACUACGUGGUCGCCGCGGCGACCUUCCUCUACCUGGCCAAGAAGGCGUCGCGGCCGGGGAGCGGAGGCGGCCGCUACGUGCGUCGGCUGGCGUGCGCGGCCGGCCUGACGGUGCUGAGCUGGCUGGUGACGCUGCUGUCGGUGCUGGUGGUGGCCCUGCUGGUCACGUUGCUGGGCCGCUCCAUGUUCUGGUACCAACACUUCUAUGCCGCCGUGUGCCUGUACGGCCCCGUGGCCGCCGGCUCCAUGGUGCUGGUGCACACCCUGGCCAAGAACCUCUACUACGGCGGGGUGCGCCUGGUGGAGCUGGCCGAGCUCUACUUUGACGUGAGCCUGCUGCUGUGGUGCUGCAGCCUGGUGCUGUUCACCCUGCAGGGCCUGUGCUCCGCCUACGUGCCCCUGCUCAUGGUGGCCUUCCCCCUGGUCGCCAAGAUCCUCCUGGCCAGCGAGUUCAAACACAGAGGCGCCUCGGCUAAAUACUGUGUGCUGUACCUGCUGGGGCUGGCCCUGCCCUACGUCCACUUCAUGUUCCUCAUCUGGGUGGUGUUCGAGAUCUUCACCCCCAUCCUGGGGCGCAGCGGCACCGAGAUCCCCCCCGAGCUGGUGCUGUCCACCCUGGUCACCCUGGCCACCAUCUUCCUCUCCUCCUUCUUCCUGCACUUUAUCUACCUGGUGCGCAGCACCCGCUGGGUGCUGUCGGCCCUGGGCUCUCUGUUCGUGCUGGUGUUCCUCCUGAUGUGGGCCGGCCUGUUCUUCCCCUACUCCGGCAACCCCGACUCCCCACGGCCCAAACGGGUCUUCGUGCAGCACACCACCCGUACCUUCCACGACCUGGCGGGCCGGGUGGAGGGCCGUGACUCGGGGCUGUGGGUGAACAGCUUCGACUACACGGCCAUGCAGUACGUCACGCCGCUCAUCCCUGAGCUCAACGACACGGCGCGCACCGUCUGCCGCCCGGACCACCCCUUCUGCGGAUACCCCUGGUUCCUGCCCGUCAAGUUCCUCAGCAAGAAGAACUGGUACCUGCCGGCCCCGGAGGUGUCGCCCAGCAUCCCGGUGGACUUCACCCUGGUGUCCAAAGAGGAGACGGUGUGGGGCACCGUCAAGCUGACCUUCAGCGUCACAGGCCCCAGCCACAUGACCCUGUACCUGCUGCCCCACCCGGGGGCCCGGCUGGUCUCCUGGUCCCUGGGGGACGGGACCCCCCCGUUCGACGUGAGCGGGGAGUACUUUGUGUUCUACUCCCACGGUCUGGACGCGCCCGCCUGGGGCUUCUGGAUAGAAAUACAGCCGCCCAAGGAGCCGGACCCCUCGGGCCCCGGGGGUGUGGUCUCGGUGGCCGUCUCCUCCCACUACUUCUUCGGGCCCGACCAGCGCACAGAGCAGAUGGACGCCCUGCUGCGGCGCUUCCCCUCCUGGGCCUUCCCCUCGUCCUGGGUCAGCACCUACACCAUGUACCGCUACUGAGGGGGGGGGUCGCGACCGAUACUGAGGGCCCAACCCGACUGAAGGGGGCUGGGGGAGGGGCCGGUGGAAGGGGGUUAUGGGCUUAUCACCGGAACACUGAAGAAAACCCGCAAAAAUAACACCUGCAGACUAACACACACACACACACACACACACACACACACACACACACACACACACACACACACACACACACACACACACACACACACACACACACACACACACACACACACACACACACACACACACACACACACACACACACACACAGUUGGACAUGCUUCUAGCCUGUGUGAGAGACCCCCCCCCCCCCAUCCAACCACUGUGUCAAUAGCGCUUGUAAGCUAACCGCUAUCCGAGGGGUAAGACGCUCUGACCUAGGCCUGAUAUUCAACCGACGGACCAACUGAAGUCAACGGCGCCCCCUCUCGCUGUCGGCGGUCGCUCUUGUACGGCAAAAGAUUACCGGGUGAGGGGAACACGUGAAUUAAUGGGAAUCUGUGAUUUUUGGUUUUCUACCCUGUAUGGCCUUUGGCACUUUAGCUUCUACCUUUUUUUUUUCACUUUCCCCAUUUCCUCGUUCUCUCUUGCCAACUCCUACCUGCUUCUCCUUGCUCUAACACUCGGUCCGUGACUCUUAUUGUGGAGGAGCUUAGGGAAGACGUGCAUCACUGGAAGAUACUGUUAGGGAGCAAGCAAAAUGCAGCUUCUUUUUUAAAUUUGCUUUUGAGUUUUAAGUUGUUUUGUUUUCACCCUGUAAUCUCAAACUUGCAUAAGCGGGGUAGCAGGUGCUAUCUUUAGUUUUGACUCAUCUUGACCGUCUUAAAUUUAUCCGAAGAUAGAUAGUUAUCUUUCCAAUGUUUUUUUAACAGUUAGCGGUGCCAAUGGAUGUCUAUGAGGAAGGUAGCAACAUGGGUGACUCAUACUGAUAAGGCUGUUAUUGAUGUGCAAAAGCAAGGUGGACUUCUCCCAAAUGAACUGAAAAGGCCUGUGUGCGUUCUGAAGAAAUGCAACGAUUAUCUCUGGCCCUGUCCAUACUUGAAUUUGCAACACUUGCACUAUAACCUCAUUAAGUUUGACCUACUUGAUCCAUUUGUGAGUUAGGGAUGGUGGUUAACCUCUUGCAUCUCUUUAAUUGUUGAUUAGGCUUUAGGUUUGUCUCUCUGAAUGCACCAACAACCAACUACAUUUUUGAAGUUAAUGAUAAAGAUUGCUUAAAUGUAACUCUUGGCAUAUGUGGAGAAGGAUUCGUUUAAUUCAAUUUUAAAUAGUCAAUAUGUUUUUAGUUGCAACCUAACGUGUUUUUUUAAUUAAGGGUUGCUGUGAUGGUUAUAAUUAUAUGUACCGGUAUAUAAUAAUUUGGAUAUCGAUUAGAAAAACCUGGAAACAAACACUUUUCGGAAUUUGUCUUUAGACUUUUACACAAGUCUAUAUAUCCAAUAUCACAAGAAAAAUUGUGUUAAUGAAAGCCAUUCGUUUAAUCUAGGAUUUUGAAAAGAAGAAUAGGCUUUCCCUAAGAAUAUCUGGUGGAAACUCUUAAAUGUCUAAUAUUAAAUUAUGUGGUAUGCAACAAUAUUAGUUCUACACAAAUUCUUAAAAGCCUGUCGCAAGCUGAAUUACAUUGCUUGUAUUACAAUACACAUUAUUCAAUGUUUACAAUUAUCACAUUGGUUUUAAUGUGUAGUUCCGUCUUUGAGUUAGUAACUCUGAAUGUGGUCCCACACCAGCAAAUACAACCUCAGCCACAGUGCAUUUCAAAACGAUGCACCAUGGUGUAAAAAUGUACUAUUCUAUUUUUCUAACUAUGUACACUAAAGUGUAUUUGUGUUUUUAUUUUAAUGACUUCUAACACGCCUCAAAAUAGCCUACAAAUAGUAGGGUUGUUACGUCCAAAAUAAUCUUUAGGUUAUGUUGUGCUGUACAUUCGAAAAUAACUAACUAUUACAAUUCUGUUUAAUUUAAUCUUUUCUCAUACUAAUUUGGAAUUUAAAAAAAAUGUCAUGUGUUACCAAGUUGUUUGUUGGUGCCGCAAAAGACAUCUUAUAGCGUAUCACUGUAGCAAACAGCCAUCUAUUUCAUUUCAAAACCACUCUCCGUUAUCAACACAUCCCACAGAUUUAUACUGUAAAAGCAGCAGCAUUAAUGAAUAAUUUAUUUUUUAAAUCUUUGCUAAUUUUACCGAAAACACGUCACAUGCGGGUCCACAGAGGUUCGCCAGGGCUAUACGAUGUAAACCACCAUCUGUUCAGCAGUUUGCCGUCUAAAUAAACUAGUAUAGUGAUCUUUAAUUUAUCUCUGGUCCUUCGAUUGCAGACUGGAUUAAACCAUGUUUUUUUUUUAAUUGCUGUAUGAUUUCCAUACAUGUUCUAUGUUUUUCUGAUUUCCGUGUAUUUACCCGCGCAUUUAGCAGAAACUUUAUCAGAAUCAUUCAUGCAUUAGGGGGGAAAGUAAAUGUUUAGGUGGUGGUGUUCUACUUUUUUUCAUGGGUUUAAAAAGAAAGAAAGUUGAAAAGACGAUUAUCCACAAGACCGCUCUCUUGGAAUUCUUCUAAAUCCCAUAUUGUUUGGCUGACAAAUAGACCCCGCGUUCUAAAUCUGUCAUAGCUAACAUUUCCAUCGCUUUCAUUGUCACUCAGAAACCAAAUCUAUGCAACACAAAGUGUCUGUCCCUCUCAAUGUAGGUCAGCACAGUGUGUGUAAGCACCGAUACAAAACCCACAAUGGAGACUCUUGUCAAAUGUUGUAUGCCAACUAAAUGUGAAACCUACAGGGUGGGUGUCAUUUAUGUGAUGCCCUGUGAUUGAUGUUGAUUUUUGGCAGCCUUAAAAUCGUACGCGUCCUCAAACAAACUAAUGUUUACGCUCGUGACGUGGACCACCUCUCAACAAGUCUUACUGCAAGCAAGUGCCGCAUUGUACAGCUUUCCGUUUCGAUUUUUUUAUUUGUUGCGUAUGUUUUAUUUGGGUAGGGAAUGAUGGUGUCUAUCUUGGCUCUUUGCUAGGUGCAUUGCAGUCGGUGAAUGGAAGAGGAGUGACUGCUCUGCUUGGGUUGAAUGCUAUGUUUUAACUGCAGUUUAUUUAAUGUGAGCCCAUCUUUUCAGGAUGGGUGAUUCAGUUCAACAGUUGUCCGUUCAACAAUUGUGCGAAAGCAUCAAAAUCAUUAACGUUAUGUUUUUUUCUCAAUCAAAGUUGGUCAGCAAUGAAUGCAUUUUUUGUAUAUAAGCUGCUGUCACUAAUCAAAUUCCAAAUCUUCCCAUUCAAGAAAGAAUUAACUUUUGCUUAUUAAAAAUGUUAAACCACUGUGAGCAAUUUGAA
This is a messenger RNA of Gadus macrocephalus (Pacific cod), 6080 nucleotides long. Its product is annotated as endoplasmic reticulum metallopeptidase 1. Gene Ontology annotation, biological process: proteolysis. Gene Ontology annotation, molecular function: metalloexopeptidase activity. The record is from RefSeq and is a predicted model, not a curated record. The transcript is spliced from 15 exons. The coding region runs from base 92 to 2764 and encodes 890 amino acids. Lineage: Eukaryota; Metazoa; Chordata; Actinopteri; Gadiformes; Gadidae.